AUGCAGCAAACUCUUAAUGCAGCGCUGUCUGUCCUCUCACUCGCCGAUGUUCCUACCGGUACAGUUCUCAUAAUUUUCGCCCAAAUGUUCGGUGGUAGUCUCCUCGUCAGCGUUGCUCAGCAUGUCUUCACCAAUAAACGUGUUGCGGGGCUCGGGACUAUAUCCAACCUGAGCAUCGGCCCAAAGGCAGUCAAUACUGCAGGCGCGACGGACAUUGCGACCUUGAUUACCGACCCAGUGGUUCUGAGUGAGGUCAAGGUCGUGUACAAUACUGCCAUCAUGUGGACGUUCAGGGCUGCGCUGAUCACGACGUCUCUCAGUGUUUUCGGGACACUAUCCAAAGAGUGGUAA
Truncatella angustata is the source of this 351-nucleotide messenger RNA. RefSeq lists its product as uncharacterized. The record is from RefSeq and is a predicted model, not a curated record. The coding region runs from base 1 to 351 and encodes 116 amino acids. NCBI's taxonomy places the organism in Eukaryota, Fungi, Ascomycota, Sordariomycetes, Amphisphaeriales, Sporocadaceae. The transcript has a single exon.